GUCAGUCAUAAUGACCUCAUUAUAAGAAGAAUUGUGUGAGUGAGAAGGGGACAUUGUCACUGAGUCUCUGGUAUUGGACUGAAUUAAGCUUUGCAUACUUGGCAUCUACGUUGACGAUGGUGUGGACGGUGGGUCUCAGUAACCUGGUGUUAGGGGUCUAUGGAUUCACGUUGAUCACCGGCCUUCCCGCCAACAUCUUGGCUUUAUACACCUUCACCCAGAAGGUGCGGCAGCGCUCCACCCCGAUGGACGUGCUGUUACUCAGUUUAACCAUCUCUGACCUGAUCUUCCUCUUUUUCCUGCCGUUUCGCAUGGUGGAGGCGGCCAACAUGAAAUGGACGAUGCCGUACUUCCUCUGCCCGCUGUCGGGAUUCAUCUUCUACUCCACCAUCUACAACAGCACCUUACACCUGACGGCCAUCAGCGUGGAGCGGUACCUCGGUGUAGCCUUCCCCAUUAAAUACAAGCUGAAACGCAACCCUCGAAAUGCCAUGGUAGCCAGCGUCUUUUUCUGGGUGAUUUCCAUGGCGCACUGCAGCAUCGUCUACAUCAUGCAAUAUCAUGACCAUUCGAACCCCAACUUCACGGAUCCAUCCAAGCGUAACACGUGCUAUGAAGAAUUCAGCGAUGAACAGCUCAAGAUCCUCCUGCCGGUUCGCCUGGAGCUUUUUGCAGUGCUCUUCUGCGCGCCGUUCCUCAUCUGCUGCUUCUGCUACAUACGAUUCAUCCACAUCCUCUCCAAUCUGCCCAACAUCAACGCCAAGAGGCGUUAUAGAGCCAUUGGGAUGGCGUUGGGAACGCUUGUGGUCUUCAUUAUCUGUUUCAUGCCCUACAACAUCUCACAUUUAGUUGGAUACGUUGGCAACUACAGCCCCGGCUGGCGGGUGCAAGCUCUGCUCACCAGCACGUUUAAUGCGUGCCUCGAUCCUUUCAUAUUCUACUUCUCGUCUUCAGCUCUCAGAGGAACAUUUAGGAACGUCUUGCAGGAGUUGUCGAGGCGGCUGCUCAUGCCCUGUUGCCGCCCGAUCCUAUGCUGCUCUAUCUUGAACUGUUCGAGUACUGAGGAGAAAACUCAGAGCACCGACAGCUCCCUGUAAAACAUAAGCUAGAUUGCAUGAAUGCAAUGAAUAUGAGACUCAAUCUUUGAGGUAUCUACUGAAGAAGAGCACAAUAUGGGCUAGUAUUUUUCUUUAUUUUCUUCUGAUUGCAGUCAAGGGAUGUCAGCACAUGCUGAUCAGUCCAAAGCAAUUGACUGUAAUUCUGUGCCACUGGAUGGCAUCAGCUUAAUGGACCUGUAUAAUGGACACUAUCACUAUAGAGUGCAUUGCUACCUGCCCAUUUUUUCCAUAGAAUUUUAAUUGUUUAAUUUUAAUUAACAGUUUUUGUUAAAGCACUAGUCAUGAAUCAAGCUGUACAAGUUUAAUCACAUCAUUACAAACUUUGAUUUAAAGCAAAGAAAGAUUUAAAUAUUGGCCAAAAAUAAACUUUGAAACAUUGCAAAUGGCAGUUGAAUUUAAGGCAAUGGAAAAAUACAAAGCUAUUAUCUUAAAGUGAAAAAUGUAUCUAUAAAAAAAAUAAAAUAAUUGUAAUGCAAAACAUGCAUGUAUGUACUGCAAGCUCUUUGGGCACCAUUCGCUUCCUGCCAUUUUGCUUGGUGUAUUUUUCUGUAAAGCAUGAUGGGUAAUGUAGUUUUUCACCACCAAUGAAGCUGUUAAACACAAUUAUUUAAAAAAUAUGCUGAAAUAAUGUGAACGGAUGGUUUCAACAAAAGCAUAUGCCAUUAAUUAACAACCUUGUCUCUCACAGCAGGUCUGUCUUUAAAGGUUGUUUAAAAUCAAUUCCCCUAUGGAGAAAAUGAAUGGAUUUUUUUGAAUGGAUUGUUAUAAUAUUACUUUUGCAUCUUUUUGUGUUCAACGUACCCUCAAAUUGGACUUUCUAGUAAAGCUGGUUGACCUUGGCAGCCUUCCUAGUGAAGCAUUUUUUUUUUAAUGCACUGUUCGAUAUUGAUCCACACCAUGUCCUAACUAUAUAUGCGAUAAGAUUUAAAUUAAUAAAUUAAAGCUACAAUUUUGU
This is a messenger RNA of Pimephales promelas (fathead minnow), 2073 nucleotides long. RefSeq names its product free fatty acid receptor 2. The record is from RefSeq and is a predicted model, not a curated record. Gene Ontology annotation, biological process: G protein-coupled receptor signaling pathway; cellular response to fatty acid. Gene Ontology annotation, cellular component: plasma membrane. Gene Ontology annotation, molecular function: G protein-coupled receptor activity. Lineage: Eukaryota; Metazoa; Chordata; Actinopteri; Cypriniformes; Leuciscidae.